GCUUCAGAAAACGAUAACUGAGGAGCUUCUCCGUCACACUCAGCAGUCUCUCCCUUUGGCUGCUUUCAUUCUUUGACGCACCUCACUCUUCCAGCUAUCUAAGGCGACUUGCUUAUAUGAUCGUUGAGGGAUAUGGCAUCUUCUCUUCUCAGAAGGAUGUUGUUGGGUCCUCGCCUCAUUCAUUCUUCGAGGCCCCAAAUACUCACUUCUUUCUUAAAUAAGAGCUCAUUUCAAUCACAAGCUGUUCCAGCCUAUACUUCUCAAAAAACAAGGAUAACUGGGUGGUCUCAUUUUGUCAUGGCUUCCUCCCCCAUUGGAACACGAGCUUCUUAUUCAACAGUGUCUGUAUCUACGGAUGAUCCUGUUGUUUCCGUGGAUUGGCUCUAUGCUAAUCUUAAGAAGCCUGAUUUGAAGGUAUUGGAUGCCUCCUGGUACAUGCCAGAUGAGCAGAGGAACCCAUUUCAAGAAUAUCAGGUUGCUCACAUUCCUGGGGCCCUUUUCUUUGAUGUAGAUGGAAUAUCGGAUCGAACUUCAAAUCUACCGCACAUGUUGCCAUCAGAAGAAGCU
Neltuma alba is the source of this 567-nucleotide messenger RNA. Its product is annotated as thiosulfate/3-mercaptopyruvate sulfurtransferase 1, mitochondrial. Gene Ontology annotation, molecular function: thiosulfate-cyanide sulfurtransferase activity. NCBI's taxonomy places the organism in Eukaryota, Viridiplantae, Streptophyta, Magnoliopsida, Fabales, Fabaceae. The record is from RefSeq and is a predicted model, not a curated record. Gene Ontology annotation, cellular component: mitochondrion.